UAUCGAGUUUGACCUUCUACUCCAUGAGGUGCUUGGACUCUGGACUCCACUUUCUCACCAAUCCUCAGGAGAGCAAUGUUGGUAAGAGUAAGCUUGAUUUCGUAUAUUCAGUCACCACUUUUGACAUUGAUAAUGAUUGCAGGAUCUAGGACAGUAUCGAAACUACAGAACAGGAAGCUGAUGAUACUUAUAAGAGAACUUCGAACCGCAGGCCCCAGUGUAAUUCGAACUCUCUGCUUAUGACGUCAAGGCUCUGAUCGGUUGAGUUUGAGAGUUUGAGAGUUUGAGAAUUGAGACCAAGAACUUUGACAGGGUUGUGAAGUGGACCGCGGAUUCUGAAGUUAAGGCUAAGCAGCUCACGUGAUCGUGAGCUGCUUUCGAAUAUGUCGUCAAAUCUCGUGUUCCUGCUUUUUGUGUCAGUGCUCCUCAGCUUCCAGCUUUUGUGCUGCUGCUCUUCCCGACCGCUGGUCUCUACACCAGAUGUUUCUUCUCACCUACAGUAUUUGGAUUCGAAACUCGAGCCUACAGAGGUUAUGAGCUCGUCGCCGCCUACGGAAUUUGAUGAUCACGGAGACGAAGGUACAGAACUGAACACGGUAUUGCAAAAGUCCGAAAGGGAUGAAGAAUCUCAACAAAUUUCGAACACGAAGUCAGGAGAUUGUGAAGAUGAUACCUAUUAUACACCUGCUGCCCUACCAGAGCAUUCGGAAUCUCCCCAAAUCCGCAGACAUUUCGUAGAUUUAUCACUUCGUCGUAGCAGACUACUUCAGAGAGCCAAUCCUGGUAAAAAUCCACGUCCAUCGAGAGGGCCAGUACGUCCAGGGAAAACUGGCUGACCUGACUUCGUCCAUCUUUCACGAUGUUUUUUACCCAUCCCAGCAAUAUUUGUAAGAACCUCCCCUACACUGCUGCUAUACCUGUUGAUGUCGAACCUUCACACCUUCCUGCCACGGGGUGCAUGAGGAUUAUGAUGAAAAAGAAAACGAAAACGAAAAAUCGCAAUAGAGAGAAUUCAACUUCCGCUUACUUUUGAUACCCCGGAACUUAUGUGCCCACAAGCUUCCUUUGGAUUGUUACGUACUUGUAGAAAAAGAUUAAAGAAUCUGGUGAAGCAUGCAGUAGCUGAUUGUUACCUUUCCUACUGGAUACUUCUGGAUUCUAACCAUACCACGGCAACUCAGUCGCCACGGAGUUGAGUGGGUGUACAGCACUACCAAGAGUAGCUGCAAACGUGAAGUUUUGACCUUGUAUCGUAUGAAUGUAAACUGCCAGUCGCUAUUGUAGAGACAUAGUUUGAGCUUGAGUAGGAGAUUCAGGUUAGAGAUGUCGAUCCAUAGAGUAGCGAGUAGAUUCUUACGUCCCGUCACAGUCACAGAAUGCAUGUCGAAAUGUAUCUGUCUAUUGUACAAUUGAAUUCCAAUCAGCUGAGUGAUUUACGUCUGACAUGACUUCCAAAUAUACGGACAAACUGUAGCGUUUCUGAGACCCCAAAUUGAAACGUCGAACCUGCUCCAUCGAUCAGCACACGUGGAGCCAUCCCGUGUCCGGCGAUGCUCCUCUUGAUGCUAGUGGUAACAGGUGGGAGUUUCUUGGGAUGAAGUUGCAUGUUGGAUCACAGCUUGCGUCAAGUGUCGAGGACGGGUCUCCCACGAUGUACUAAAAUAUAAUGAAAAU
Marchantia polymorpha subsp. ruderalis is the source of this 1674-nucleotide messenger RNA. The record is from the annotation of a GenBank genome assembly. Lineage: Eukaryota; Viridiplantae; Streptophyta; Marchantiopsida; Marchantiales; Marchantiaceae.